UCGGAGACACCACCUUCCCCGCCGCGCUGAGGCAGCUGCUGCCCUUGAUGAAGCCGCGUGGCGGCGAGGACGCCGCGGCCUCGGGGUCGAGGUGCCAGGAGGACGGAUGCGGGCCGGAUGAGCUGAUCCUCCUGCUGGUCUACCUGUACUCCCUGGCUGACGAGGCGCAGCCCCCCCACGGAGGAGGAGGGGGGGAGGAGGAGGAGAAGCAGCUGGAGAUGCUGGAGAGGGAGCUGAUUGGAGCGCUCACGCUGGUCAUCACUCAGGAGGCGGAGCUUAGCCCUCUGCUCCAGAAGCUCACCGGUUGUGCGAACCCCGAGGAGCUGACCACGGAGCGAGCCCACUCCGCCGUGGGGGAGAUGUUUGAGACCCUGCGAGGUUUGAGCCACACCAGAGAGCACCUGAAGCAGCUUCGCUCCGUCUACACGGCCAGCGACGGGGUUCACCAGGCCUCCUACCGUCCCUUCCUGCGGCAGCUCCUGGAGGAGGUGUUCCACCCCGACAGACCCGAGUGUCCCGACAUAGAGCACACGUCCGGGGGCCUCACCGACCUGCUGAAGACCGGCUUCAGCAUGUUCAUGAAGGUGAGUCGUCCGCAUCCCGGCGACAACCCUCUGCUGCUCCUCUUCCUGGUGGGCGGAGUCACGCCUUCAGAGCUCCGCCUCAUCAGGGACACCGCCUCCACCCACAAACCGGGGACUCAGGUGCUGGUUCUGUCCACCAGGCUCCUGCGGCCCACUGACGUCCCCGAGCUGCUCUUCCCCCCACGCAGGAGGCCGCCGCCCCCAGCCGCCAUCUAGGAGAGAAAACCUGCGUCACAAGGACACGUGCGCCGCGAACGCCUCCCGACACCUCGCCGGGUCGUGAGGCGAGGCCUCGUUAAUGAGGGGGGGGGUUCCUGUGUAUCAUUCCUCACGCCUUAUGUGGAAGAAGAUAUUUAUUUUUGUUGAUGGAACGAACAAAUAAAUUGAACAUUUCUGACA
This is a messenger RNA of Pungitius pungitius (ninespine stickleback), 983 nucleotides long. RefSeq names its product sec1 family domain-containing protein 2-like. The record is from RefSeq and is a predicted model, not a curated record. Bases 48 to 800 code for a protein of 250 amino acids. The transcript is spliced from 5 exons. Gene Ontology annotation, biological process: intracellular protein transport; vesicle-mediated transport. Lineage: Eukaryota; Metazoa; Chordata; Actinopteri; Perciformes; Gasterosteidae.